ACCCGCGUCAUAGCCAUGGACUUGAUGACGAAAUCCCUCGAAGACAUCGUGGUGACAGACUUGAAAAAUCCCAUUGUCAUGUACAUCCCCAGGACACCCAGUCGGAAAAGGAAUGAGCCUAUACCAGCCCCACAACGAAUCAACUCAGCCAAGACGAGGUCCACUAUCCUGCCGGUCGUGUAUAGCAAUUUCAACGUGUCUCAUAACGGCUCCUGCGUCAACCUGGAGAUCACGCCCUAUGGACCCGCCGACAGACUCUUCCUGAUAAUCUCCAAGGCAAGAUCCCCACCAUGGAGCGGCACGACUGGAUCACCGUGGUGAAGGACCUGCCCAGGCACAAUGACACGUACGAAUGGUUCUUCUCGAACGCCAAACUGAAGGGCGAAGGCUCGUACUUCCUGGGCGUCGGGGAAUUCAAGUCCGCCUUCGACUACUCGGCCUAUCUGAGGGACCCCGAGAACAGCGGCGCCACCAAGGCCAACCUGAAGAACAUUUCGGUGGAGUACGACGUGCGGAUUUACACGUCGGGAUGCUAUUUCUACGAUGAAGCUCAUGAAGAGUGGAAGGCCGACGGAAUUCUGGCCAACCACUCCGACCUGCGCGUGUCCCGCUGCGAGUCGCUCCACCUGACUCAGUUCGGCGCCGGCCUCUUCGUCAUGCCAAACGCCAUCGACUUCACCUACACCUUCGCCAAGAUCGGUUUCCAUGACAACGUGACCAUCUACGCCACGCUCAUCGUCCUCAUGGUCAUCUUCGUGGUGAUGAUGCUCUGGGCGAGGUUCAUGGACAGGAGGGAUGUGAGGAAGCUGGGAGCGACGCCCCUCCCUGACAACAAGGUCGAAGACAAAUACCUGUACGAGGUCCUAGUCUUCACCGGGAACAAGAAGGAGGCGCAGACGGACUCGACGGUCCAGUUCAUCGUGUCAGGAGACCGAGACGAGUCCGAGGUGAGGACUUUCGGCGACGAGAAGCGCAGGAUCUUCAGGAAAGGAGAGAUCGAUGUCUUCGUCAUGGCGGAAUCCAGGCCCUUAGGAAACCUGACGAUGAUGAGGAUCUGGCACGACAACAGCGGCAAGGGACCCAACGCCUCCUGGUACCUGAGUUUCAUCGUGUUCAGGGACGUUCAAACCGGAGAGAAAUACGAGUUCAUCGCCAAUCAGUGGUUUGCCGUGGAGCGUGAGGACGGACAGGAUGUGUUUUGUGGUGGCCGCCCGCGACGACUACAAACUCAGACAGUCGACGGCGAAAUUCUGGACAAGAUUCGAACGAAGAGGAAGGAAGAGCUACAGAUCUACGCCAUCGUGAGGGAAAUCGCCUUCUAUUCGCUCUUUAUUUGGCUUAUCCUCAUCCUCUCCUACGGAAACAGGGAUCCAUCGGCAUACCUUCUGCAGAGGAGUUUGAGAGAAGCUUUUCUCUACGAAGGCUACUUGGACGGAACCGACUUCACUCAGGUGACCAACGCCGACCGCCUGUGGUUCUACAUGCUAAACGGCCUGUUUCCGAAGCUUCGAGCCGACGUCCUGUACAACGGGAAACCUCCUUACGGGCUUCGAGGCUUCCUCAACGACCACAGCAACAGGAUCAUGGGUUACGCCACCAUCAGGCAGGUCCGCGUGAGGGAGUUUACUUGCAGAGUUCCCAGUGUGAUGCUCAACGUGACCCGCAAUUGCAGUGGGUACUCGCUGAAUCAGCUCGAGGACACUGCCCACUACUGCAGGGGUUGGACCGCCCUCACGCCCGAGACUGUUAAGUCCCUUUCGUGUCAAGUGCCCGAGUUCAGAUACACGACCCAAGCUGACCUCAAAAACAACCCAGUCUGGGGAUACAGGGACACAUACGGAGGAGGAGGCUAUGUUAUCCACCUCACGGGCAAGACAGAGGACUUGCUUCAGAAUCUCAAGUCGCUUCAGAAGGACCACUGGAUCGACAGGAUGACUCGCGCCGUUAUCAUAGAGUUUUCGACUUAUAAUGCGCAGGUGAACCUCUUCGGGAUGUCACGCAUAAUGGCCGAAUUUACGCCAGGCGGAGGAGUUACGCCGGCCUACAGAUUCGAAGGCAUCCGCCUCAUCAACACCAGCAACUUCGGCCUCUUCGUCCGAAUCUGUGAAAUUGGCUUCAUUUUCUACGUCCUGUACUACACGUAUCGCGAGAUUCGGAACAUGCAGCGGGAAGGUUGGGCGUAUUUCCAGAGUUACUGGUCGUACGCCGAUCUCGCCAUUAUCUGCUGUUCUUAUAGCAUGAUUGUUAUUUAUCUGCUGAGGACUUACGGCAACGGUUACGUCAACUUGCAACAGGCAGCUUUACUCAAUGAAGUCUACUUGUACCUCAUCGGUUUCAUUCUGUUUGUGGGGACCAUUAAGUUCAUCAAGUUACUGCGGUUUAACAGGAGAAUGGGCGUCCUCUCCACCACGUUAAGAUACUGCUGGGAAGACCUUAGGGGUUUUCUCAUGGUGUUCGUACUGUGCUUCUUCACCUUCGUCGUGAUGUUCUACAUGAUGCUGAAUAGCAGUGUUUUUGGCUUCCAUAACUUCGUGGUGGCUGUCGAGACCUGCUUCAGUAUGAUUCUUGGUAAAUUUCAGUUCGAGGAGAUGAAGGAGAUCGGCGUGUUCGUCACUGUCAUGUUCUUCGUGUUCGUCAUUUGCAGUUCUUGGGUUCUCAUCAACCUGCUCCUCACUGUUGUCAUACAGACGUUUGUCGAGGUGAGACACGCCCUGGAGAAGCGCGGGAACGAGUACGAGCUGAUGCAGUUCUUCCUGGCGCGGUUGAGGGCUUUUUGGGGUCUGGAGGCGCUUCCGGAGAACGGCUCUCCUCUGCUCUCUUGCGGGACGUCAUUCUCGGGCCAGGACUCCCUCGGGGGCAAGAAUGUCCUCGAACUACCGCACAAGGUCGACGCGUUCCUCGACCACCUCAACCAAACGUACUUCAACGGCCAACUCGACCUCGACAAGAAGGCCUUCCUCGGCAACAGGUUCCGCUUGGGCAUCCUGAACGGCGACGGGGACGUGACGUAUCCUUCGGGAGCGAGGAGGAAGCCCAAGGGUUAUCCUUCGUACCUGCGGAAGGAGAAGGCGAAGAGGAGAGAAGAAGGGCGAGAGGAAAAGGUUCAGGACGAAGGGCGAGGAGGGGCUUUUGAGGUGAACUACCUGGGGCCGCGCUCCGUGAAUAGGAUGCAGUAUGAGCUGGACGACUUCUAAUCCUUUAGUGAAGAUCCUGAACGCCCAAGGCAACUGCAAAAUGGAGAGAGAAAUCGAUGAACUUCGCAAUAAUCUGUGAACUCUGGAGAGGGAAAUGGAGAGGGAAAUCUAUGAACUUCGUAAUAUGUUUACAGAAAAUCGUGCCAUGCCGGAUUCUAAGGAUUGAUAAAAUGCUCUUGAUAAUGCAUGACAAGGAUUGAUGGGAAUCAUACAUUGCCUUUGUUUAUGGUGAUUAAAAAAGAAAAGAAAAAAAAGAAGAAAAAAAAAAAGGAUCCUUAUCAUAACGAGCUUUUUGUUUGUGUUUCCUCAUCAGAGAUCAGAGAUCCCAUUUAUUUGUUUUUUGUUGUAAUAAAAAUUGUAUCCAGCUUUA
This is a messenger RNA of Penaeus chinensis, 3564 nucleotides long. Its product is annotated as polycystic kidney disease protein 1-like 2. The transcript has 21 exons. Gene Ontology annotation, cellular component: membrane. Gene Ontology annotation, molecular function: calcium channel activity; calcium ion binding; protein binding. The record is from RefSeq and is a predicted model, not a curated record. The coding region runs from base 291 to 3194 and encodes 967 amino acids. Gene Ontology annotation, biological process: detection of mechanical stimulus. Lineage: Eukaryota; Metazoa; Arthropoda; Malacostraca; Decapoda; Penaeidae.